AUGGCCGAUAAGUCAUCCGAAAACGCGGCUGAAGUCGCUACGCCCGUCGAUGGUGCUGGCGCCGCUGCUGCUAUAGCUCAAGACACCAAGGCUGACGAGACCAAGUCGGAGGGUGACGCUGGCGAGAAGAAGGACAACAGUUCCACAGAUGAAUUCAAGUCGGCAGAUGCUGCUGCUGCUGCUGCUGCUGAUGAUGAUGAUGAUGCUACGAUCGAUAGGCCAGCUUCGAAAAAGGAGGACGUUACCGGUCAAGAUGACGCCGAAGCAAAAUCUACCGCAGAACCCACCUUUUUUGACGGCGAUACUACUACAGUUACCAUUGCCGACACCCCGACUGCCAAAAACAAGAGCAGUCGCCGAAGAUCAGUAGGCGGCGGCCUCAGCCGAAAGGGAUCCAAGGCUCGUCUCACCCACACCGACGCUAAGCCAGGGGAUCAUUUUCUGGUCAAACUCAAGGGCUUCCCUGCUUGGCCUGCCAUUAUAUGUGACGAGGAUAUGCUGCCUCAUGCGCUAGUCACCAGCCGACCCGUCUCGGCUGCUAGACCGGAUGGCACGUACUCUGAGCCUUUUGCCGACGGUGGCAAGCGUGUCAAUGACCGAACUUUCCCGGUCAUGUACUUGCAUACCAAUGAAUUUGGCUGGGAGAAAAACACAAACCUGUCCGAGCUCGGUGCCGAGAAAGCCAAGGACACCAUUAACGAUAAGAUGCGUAAAGAUUUGAAAGCUGCCUAUGAAUUGGCCAUUGAGCAACAUCCAGUCGACUACUACAAGGACAUCUUGAAGACCUUCCAGGAAGAACUGAUGGCUCAGGAAGAGGCGGCACGACAAGCCGCUGCUACGCCGAAGAAGGGUAAGAAGGGCAAAAACAAGGCGACUGAAGAAGAGGACACCGAGAUGGUAGACGUCGACGCCUCUGCCAAGAAGUCAAAGAAGCGCAAGGCUGAAGACGAGGUUGCUACGCCCCAACGGACCGACUCUGUCAAAAAGCCAAAGAUCAAGCUCAACACGUCAUCUACACCAAAGGCAACCAACGGUGCUGCUGCUGCCCUCAAAGUAGGCGGAGGAUCCGCUGCCAAGGGUACCAAGGCCAAGGCCAAAAAGGACAAGGAUGCUACCACCAAAGAGGGCGGUGAGAAGAAAAGUGAAAGCUCCAAGGAGAGUAAGAUGUCGCCUGAGGAGCGUCACAAGCGCAAAGUGAAGGAAGUGUUGUUCUUGCGCCACAAGCUUCAGAAAGGGCUUCUGACGCGGGAGCAGAAACCCAAAGAGGAGGAAAUGCAGUCAAUGUCAGACUUUAUAACCAUCCUGGAGAAGUUUGGCAAUCUCGAAGUAUCUAUCAUCCGUGAGACCAAGAUCAACAAAGUAUUGAAGGCGAUUCUUAAGCUUGUUGAAAUUCCACGCGAAGAGGAAUUCCACUUUAAAAAGCGAUCGCAAACCCUUCUUGACAAAUGGAACAAGCUUCUUGCUGGUGAUACGUCCGGCAAUGUUGUCAACGGAAAUGCUGACGGUCAUGGCGAGGGUAAGAAGGACGACUCUAACGGUGUCAAGGCAGAUGGCGAAGCAAAGGCUGCUGAUCCUGCCACGGAGUCCGAGGCUGACAAGACCGAAGCUGCCGAGCCUGCUGCUGCGAAGGUUGCCGAUGAGUAA
Ustilaginoidea virens is the source of this 1644-nucleotide messenger RNA. RefSeq lists its product as uncharacterized. The transcript is spliced from 6 exons. Bases 1 to 1644 code for a protein of 547 amino acids. The record is from RefSeq and is a predicted model, not a curated record. NCBI's taxonomy places the organism in Eukaryota, Fungi, Ascomycota, Sordariomycetes, Hypocreales, Clavicipitaceae.